AGAGCAUUCUUGCAGUUUCAGCCACACCACUGCUUUCCUGGCGAAUGGAAUACAUGAGUCUACACAUUCUCUUGUGUGUACAAAUCUGAAAUCAUCUGAGAUUUAUUUGUGCACCCUGGAGUGUGUUGGACCACCAUGAGGGGCAAGCUGGAGAUACUGGCCAUGGUGUUCGGCAUGCUCGGCCUGGUUGGCGUGGCGACCAGCACCGGCCUGCCCAUGUGGCGGGUCACGGCCUUCAUCGGCUCCAACAUCAUCGUCAUGGAGACGAUGUGGGAGGGCCUGUGGAUGGCGUGCUACCGGCACGCCGACAUCCGGAUGCAGUGCAAGGUCUACGACUCGCUGCUCGUCCUCAAGCCGGACAUCCAGGCGGCCCGCGGCCUGAUGUGCGCCGCCCUCGUCCUCGCCUGCGUCGCCCUCCUGGUCUCCGCCUUCGCCCUGCGCUGCACCAACUGGUGCCGCGACGACGCGCGGGGCAAAAACGUCACGCUUGCCGCAGGAGGCUGCCUCUACCUGCUGUCCUGCCUGGCCGCGCUCGUGCCCGUCAGCUGGAGCGCUCACACCAUCAUUCGGGACUUCUACGACCAGCGGGUGCCGGAGUCGCAGAAGCGGGAGCUGGGACAGGCGCUGUACGUGGGCUGGGUGGCGGCGGCGGCGCAGCUGGUGGCCGGCGCCCUGCUGCUGGCCCGCUACGCCCGCCGCAGCAGGAAAGAGGACACUGAGUACGCCCACGCUCCGCCAACGGAGAACGAGGACGAGGCAGAGGCGGUAGUGGUGGUGAAACCAGAGAGGCAAGCGUCAACUCUUUACCGCGAGAGCGAAUAUGUUUGAACAGGCAGGAGGGAGGGAGACAAUGCCAGAGAUAGUCAAAUUUCACCAUUCUUAUUGUUAAUAAGUUCAAACAUUUACAAUAUUUUGCUGUUUUUCUUAUUGUCACCAAUAAGUAUUUAUUGCUCUCUGUUUACUGUAUGCAAAACUUUUCAUUAAAAGCACUUUAAGGAAGCCUCUCUUUAUGCUUGUUUGUUAUUGUCAGAUCUAAUAAAUCACUU
Messenger RNA from Sardina pilchardus (European sardine), 1046 nucleotides. RefSeq names its product claudin-8-like. The coding region runs from base 136 to 828 and encodes 230 amino acids. Gene Ontology annotation, cellular component: plasma membrane; bicellular tight junction. The record is from RefSeq and is a predicted model, not a curated record. Lineage: Eukaryota; Metazoa; Chordata; Actinopteri; Clupeiformes; Clupeidae. Gene Ontology annotation, biological process: bicellular tight junction assembly; cell adhesion. The transcript has a single exon. Gene Ontology annotation, molecular function: structural molecule activity.